AUGAUCAUCAUCUCUCUGCUCCUGUUGGGCUCUCUGCUGCCACACCUGAGCUUCUCUGGGGUUGUUACCUUUAACAGCAUAGAGACUCUGUUGACAGAAAAGUCUGUCCAUAUUGGCGUGAGAUCUUCUUAUGAGAAGCAUCCGACAUACAAGCCUGUUCCAGGAAAAGCUUUACAAGGGGAUAUUAUGAUUCUGAAGUACAAGUCCCACAAUCAUUCAAGACCCUACAUGGUUUCUGUUCAAAAUGGUGGGCAACACCUCUGCGGCGGCUUCCUCGUGUCUGAACGAUUGGUCAUGACGGCUGCACACUGCUUUGAAGGACGGAAGUUGACGGUUGUGGUUGGAGCUCAUGAUCCCAGACAAAGUUCUGACCGCAUAGCUGUGAAGUUCCAUCAUAUCCAUCCUGGGUAUGACUCUGUAAAUGUGCUAAAUGACAUCAUGAUACUUCAGUUCAAUGGAACAACCAAAAACAGAAAAACCGCCAAACCGAUCUCCAUACCAAAUAAAAAACGGGACAUCAAGGCCAAGUCUAAAUGCAGUGUUGCAAGCUGGGGAAGACAGACCACCAAUGGUUCUCCAACUGAACAUCUUAUGGAGGCUGAUGUCACCGUCAUUGACACGAAAGCAUGUCAGAAGAUAUGGAAAGAAAAAUCCUCAAGGAUAGUGUGUGCACUUCAUCCUGGAGGAUCUUGUCAGGGCGAUUCUGGAGGUCCUCUGGUGUGUGACGGCACUGCUGUUGGUGUAGUUUCAUUCAACCAGGAAAACAACUGCGACAAACCAACAAAGCCUAACGUCUACACCAAGAUUUCCUCAUUUCUGCCCUGGAUUAAAGCUAUACUAGUGUGA
Triplophysa rosa is the source of this 846-nucleotide messenger RNA. Its product is annotated as mast cell protease 4-like. Gene Ontology annotation, biological process: proteolysis. The record is from RefSeq and is a predicted model, not a curated record. Lineage: Eukaryota; Metazoa; Chordata; Actinopteri; Cypriniformes; Nemacheilidae. Gene Ontology annotation, molecular function: serine-type endopeptidase activity. The coding region runs from base 1 to 846 and encodes 281 amino acids. The transcript has 6 exons.